ACCAAGUGGAGAGUUGGUGUUCAUUAUCUUUUCGUAUUAGAUGGUUGAUUGUGGUGGUUAGAGGCAUAUGAUUCCUCAUGAAUCUUGCUACUUUGGCUGCAGAUAUGAGCUCGUCAUUUCAAAACUACCAACAUGACAGUAACUAUCUUCAGAAUAGCAUCAAUGAUCUGAACGCGAGUGACAUUUCUGCUACUGAAAUUAUGGAAGCAACAAAUGGAAAUCAAAAUCAGACGACAGUGGGAAAACUAAUGGAAGCUUAUGAAGAGUGCACUUCUAGUUUACGGAAGUCCCAAUCUCAUCGACGGGCCUUGUCUUUGAAGAAAAUUUCCCCAGCAAACUUUACAAAAGAGGCACGACUUCAGGUUCCUGAAGUGGUCCUCCAGCAGAUAUUUUCGCUGAACAAACUUGAUGUGGAGCUAUACAAGUAUGCAGAAGACAUAUUUCAACAGCAAAGGAAGAAUCUUAUGCAGAAGUCAGUAGAAGUGGACACCUUCAGCAGUUCAUUUGGAGCCCCUCUUUGGAAGGUUUUAUCAUUAGGCAUGACGGUUCUCUUACUCGUUGUGCUUCUAUUUCUCCUUUUAAAUGCAAGAAGAAGAAGGUCAAAAGUCAAAGUAUAAAUGUGGUCUAAAUACAAAGUGCAGGAAUGCAGAAAGCAAUUUUUAGGUGAUGCAUAGAAGAAAUGUAUAUCGUUGGUUUCCAGCAGUAUGCAGCAUGUCAUCACCCAGAACUUCUGGGGCAUUGAUAUCUCGUCAUGGCUGAAGACAGAAACUGACCAAUUUCUGUAAAUAUGGCCAUCUGUUGAUUAAAAGAGGGAGAGGUGUCAUGAUCUGUGGGUGACUUCCACCACCUGCUGUGUUUUUAUCAUUUUUCAGGUGGCACAUCUCUGUCACGCUGUGUAAAUUAAGAGUUGCUGAUGAAGAGGCUGAACUGUAGGAAGGAAGAAGUUUCAAGUAGCAGACCUUAAAGCUAUUCACCUGUGAGCUUUAUUUCUUCUUAGAGAAUAUUUUGCUUGGGGGGAGAGUGGAAAAGGUUUCUUCUGCACAUUACACUGAGAAUUUGGGACGGUUGAUAUUUUGCUGAUGUUAAUUCAUUUACAAAGGUGUAAAAGGAGGAGGUAGGUUGUAAUUGGUGAUAGAAUCUCAAAUUUCAUAGACUUGAUUGUUAUUUAGAUAGUGGCCUCCCAAGGUGGGUGAUUUAACAACUACCUCAAUGGAUGCAAACAUCUGGUUGUGUUGCCAUAAGGCUGAAGUAUGAGGUUUUUGUUA
Molecule: messenger RNA, 1265 nt
Organism: Macadamia integrifolia
Lineage: Eukaryota; Viridiplantae; Streptophyta; Magnoliopsida; Proteales; Proteaceae
Product: protein-tyrosine sulfotransferase-like
Exons: 5
Coding region: 78-617 (179 amino acids)
Cellular component (GO): membrane
Molecular function (GO): heparan sulfate 6-sulfotransferase activity
Source: RefSeq, a predicted model, not a curated record